AUGUCUAUAAAUGACUUGGAAGGAGAUUCAGGGGGAAAAUUGGAGGUCUUGGAUGUGGACGCGAACAUGAAGAUGCCCUACUUCCUGUUGGCCAUCUGGUUUGUCCAGAAAGUUGUCUUCAAACAAACCUACCCACCUAGUUUUCACCCAGUAACAGUCUUCACGCACGCAUUGUCCAAUUUGCCAGUCAUCCAACAAAACCUUUACUUUCUUGCAUUGAAAGGAUGGGUCCAGCUUUGCUCUCUUGAUUUUGAGCUCUCUGGUGAAAGGAUGGAGGGGAACUCAGUUUUUACGAACCUUUUGAGCUUUUCGGUUGAAAGGAUUGUAGACAAGAGGAAGAACAAGAAAGGAAAAUGGGAGUAUCUUAUCCGAUGGAAAGGCUACGGGAGCACAGAGGACACGUGGGAGCCAGAGCACCAUCUCUUGCACUGUGAGGAGUUUAUCGAUGAGUUCAAUGGACUGCAUGUGUCCAAGGACAAGAGGAUCAAGUCAGGGAAGCAGUCCAGCACCUCCAAGCUGCUGCGUGAUGGCCGCGGUCCGUCGGUUGAGAAACUCUCCCAUAGACCUUCAGAACCUGGGAAGAGCAAAGGAGCCUCCCAUAAACGGAAACGAAUCAACCCUCCCCUGGCCAAGCUGAAGAAAGGGUAUUCAGGCAAGACCCCCACGGGAGGUGACAGAGCUGCCAAAACAGUGUCUUACAGGACUACCCCUAGUGGUUUGCAAAUAAUGCCCCUGAAGAAGGCUCAGAACGGGAUGGAAAAUGGGGACACUGGCUCCGAGAAGGAUGAGAGGCACUUUGGAAAUGGGUCCCAUCAGUCUGGCUUGGAUUUGAAUGACCAUGUUGGAGAGCAAGAUGUGGGUGAAUGUGAUGUGAACCACACUGCGCUGGCAGAGAAUGGGCUCAGCUCUACUAUGGCCAACGGGGGAUUGAACCUGCACAGCCCGGUGAAGAGGAAGCUGGAAACGGAAAAGGAUUAUGUCUUUGACAAAAGGCUCAGGUACAGCGUCCGCCAGAAUGAAAGCAACUGUCGGUUUCGAGACAUUGUCGUGCGGAAAGAAGAGGGCUUCACUCACAUCCUACUGUCCAGUCAGACCUCGGAUAACAACGCACUGACUCCCGAGAUCAUGAAAGAAGUCCGGCGAGCGCUCUGCAACGCGGCCACGGAUGACAGCAAGCUGCUGCUGCUCAGCGCAGUGGGGAGCGUGUUCUGCAGCGGCCUGGAUUACUCCUACCUAAUUGGCCGACUGUCCAAUGACCGGCGGAAGGAGAGCACUCGGAUUGCAGAAGCCAUCAGGGACUUUGUGAAGGCCUUUAUCCAGUUUAAGAAGCCCAUCGUGGUGGCCAUCAACGGACCAGCACUGGGUCUGGGCGCCUCCAUCCUGCCCCUCUGUGACAUCGUGUGGGCCAGCGAGAAGGCAUGGUUCCAGACGCCCUAUGCCACCAUCCGCCUCACGCCUGCUGGCUGCUCCUCCUACACCUUCCCCCAGAUUCUGGGCGUCGCACUGGCCAACGAGAUGCUGUUCUGCGGGCGGAAGCUCACUGCCCAGGAGGCCUGCAGCAGGGGGCUGGUGUCCCAGGUCUUCUGGCCCACCACAUUUAGCCAGGAGGUCAUGCUGCGGGUCAAGGAGAUGGCGUCCUGCAGCGCCGUGGUGUUGGAGGAAUCCAAAUGCCUCGUUCGGAGCUUCCUGAAAUCAGUGCUUGAAGAUGUGAAUGAGAAGGAAUGUGUCAUGCUCAAGCAACUCUGGAGUUCCUCCAAAGGCCUGGAUUCCCUUUUCAGCUACCUGCAGGACAAAAUUUAUGAAGUCUGAGGGGCUCCGGCUCACCCACUCCAGUGCUCACAGGCACCCAACUUCCAGCUCUGCCCUGUGUUUUGGAAAUUGGAGCGUAGUAUCUGCCCUGGCCAAGGAGUGUGUCAAGGAGUCUCUUUAUACCUAGGGUUGUGUUCAUUUCCUUGUGUCCUUUGGUUGCUCCUCAUUGGUUUGAUUUUGUGUAACAGGUAGGAAACGCAGCAUACUUGGCCUCCCCCCAGGUCCCCCCUGCCUCCCCCACUGGCCAGAGAGCUCCAUCUUCCCAGGGCUCCACCAGGCACCACAGCCCAUUCCCCACUUGCUGAAAUGCACCAUCCUGGUCCAGGAAGGGGAAGACCACUUCCCCCAUCCUUCUGACUCAGGCUGUGUCUACACAGUGCCUCUGAUUUGGAGACUUGGCCAUCCUGGCUCUCUCUGGUUACAUUUAGAUUGGGUGCCAGAGGAACGAUCAGUCUUAGGGAAUUUCCAGACCGAUGAAUAAAACAAUUGCAUACACCCGGCUUCAGUCUCCUCUCUGAUGCAAAUCUGUGUGACUAUUAGGGCUUGGUCUUAAAACCCAAUUGAGUGAUUUACAAACCCAGAUAUUGUACAUUUAGAAGUGUUUUGUUAAAUAUAUAUUUUUAAAACAAUGUAAGUGGAGAUUCUGAUAAUUUAUGUGUAUUAUAUGUAGAGUUAGUUUUGCAAAAAUCUGAACUACUAGGAAAAUGUCUUUUCUUUAAUCGGACUUAUUUUAUUUAUUUAUUUGUGUUUAUAUAUUGUGAUGUCUGUUGUUCACACAGAUACUAUUUUCAUACUGCCCUGGACCAAAUCCCACACCAGAUUCAUGCCGUUUGGUGCAUUCUAGUAAGGAACCACGUAGAAAUAAGAUUCAGAGAGAUGAAAACAGAAGAAUUUCUGCAGAUAAUCAGAAUAGCUGUGCACCAGAUCCUCUGUGUGUAAAAUGGUUCUCAGUUGUAAUAAUAUAAUGCUAGUUCUUUAGGUUUGUCCUUAGGAGAAAUAAUGGGAGAGUUCUCUCUCUACUCUGCUGUCUUUACGGAGCUUAAGGGACCUCUCAGCCUGAAUAGUCCUGAAAUAGACCCAGUCCCUAAUUGUGUGAUGUCAGGAAAGGAAAGGGGAAUAAACCUCACCUGGGGGUAGCAUAUUGUGUAGAGUAUGACCUUUUUCUUUGGGGCAAAUGACCGAACUUGGAUUUCAGAAUUCAUUGCUUCCAUGUGGUCAGGGAUUUCUGGUUUUGGCUUUCUAGGGGCAUGGGAGAGAAUUCCCGCUCUGUUGAGCUUUUUGGAGAAGGUCUAAAUCUUUUCAUCUCCAGAAGCCUGAAUGGCCUAUCUUUUUUUUUUUUUUUUCUAGUUGUUUACUCAUGUAAGGGAA
Messenger RNA from Carlito syrichta (Philippine tarsier), 3177 nucleotides. RefSeq names its product chromodomain Y like 2 (gene CDYL2). Gene Ontology annotation, molecular function: transcription corepressor activity. The record is from RefSeq and is a predicted model, not a curated record. NCBI's taxonomy places the organism in Eukaryota, Metazoa, Chordata, Mammalia, Primates, Tarsiidae. Gene Ontology annotation, cellular component: nucleus. The transcript has 9 exons. Bases 1 to 1809 code for a protein of 602 amino acids.